Molecule: messenger RNA, 1491 nt
Organism: Pieris macdunnoughi
Lineage: Eukaryota; Metazoa; Arthropoda; Insecta; Lepidoptera; Pieridae
Source: the annotation of a GenBank genome assembly
AUGUGGCUGUUGCUGUUCCUCCUGUCACCGGCUCUGGGGCUGCACAUGAAGGAGCCUCCACUUCCAGAAUCAGCCUCACGUAAUGAAGUACCAGAGCGAUGGCUUGAUGUCAAACUCAACCACUUUGACGCCUCCAACACUGAUAAGUUUCCAAUGCGUUACUACUACAACGGUAUAAAUACUGCAGCAACUAAUAGCAACAUAGUAAUAUAUGUAGGGGGAGAAUGGGAGAUCAGUCCUGGAUGGGUUUCAUCGGGAUUGCCCUAUGAGAUUGCGUCUUUAACAGGCAGUGGAUUGUUCUAUACUGAACAUCGUUAUUAUGGGCUGACUAGACCCUUCAGAGACACGAGCUUAACAAACCUGCGCUUUUUGAACGUGGAUCAGGCGCUCGGCGAUCUUGCUGAAUUCAUACAACACGUUAAAAGUGAUGACUUUGAAAAUGGAAGAUUCAGGAACGCUUCAGUUGGUCUAGUGGGGUGUUCAUACGCUGGCACAAUGGCGACCUGGAUGCGUUUGGCUUAUCCGCAUCUUGUCGAUGUCGCCUUCUCCGAUAGCGGACCAUUGCAUGCACAAGAGGACUUCCCAGAAUAUUUAGAGGUAAUUACUGAGGCGCUCCGCAACCAAGGUGGUGAGGCGUGCGUGGCUAGUAUAUUAGAGGCUGUUACGCGCAUGAGGGACAUGCUUUAUACUACUGAAGGAGCGGCGCAAAUCUCUACCAUGUUCAACACCUGUGCUCCCCUGCAAGCAAACGCAACGUUAGAUAGCAGUACAUUUUUCUGGUAUGGCAUAACGGAAACCUUUGCAGUUCUAGUGCAAUAUGCCAUGCCGGGCAACAUUGCUAAAGCCUGUGGAGUCAUCACUGAAGCGACUGAAUCGGAUCCUGUGCAGCGACUAGCGAAUUGGAUAAAUAGUAUGAACGAGGCGUGUAUUGAAUCACGGUACUCUGUAGUUGUUAAUAAUCAUCGAAACACUGACUUUGACGCUAAAGAUGCCACUAUGCGCCUGUGGACUUAUCAGACCUGUGUUGAGUACGGAUGGUACCAGACGACGACCAGCGACAGACAGCCUUUCCUGCAAACUGUGCCAUUAGAAUACUUCCAUCAGAUGUGCAAGGAUUUCUUCUCAAACAAUGUAGACGAAAAUGUUCUCCGCUCAGGCAUAGGACGUACCAAUCUCUUCUUCGGUGGGAGAACUUUGCCCGACUAUGUGGUGUCCGUCACUGGUGGGAUUGACCCAUGGAGGCCCAUGGGCCCUAACGUAACCCACAGCACUCCACUCUCACCUGUCUACUUUGUACCUGAUGUAUCGCAUUGCAGGACAGUGAUGCCCAUGGCGAAUAGUGAAACUGAAGAAUUAAGAGAAGUAAAAUUAGCAGUAAUUGAAUACAUGGCGUAUCACAUGACCGGAUCACAUUUAUCAGUUGCGUCUGCGCAUGUCUCUGUGGUUACUCCUAUAGUGCUAUUGCUAUCCGUUAUAGCAUUGAUUUUGUAA